AUGAAGAGUAAUGUUGAAUCGAGGGUAAAUGCAUUCAAACAAAAUCUUGAUAAGUUUGCUGCUCGAUGGCAUCAGUUAAAACCUAAAGAUAUUGAUAUGGAAGGCGAUAACGAAGCUUGCGUUAACGCUGUCAAAUCUAUCAAGGAACGGAGAGCUGAAUUUAAUGAACUGGAAGAAAGCAAAGAGAAAUUAAUGUACGUCAGUUAUCUGCCUCGUACCCAGGCGCUUUAAAUAAUUACAAUACAUGAAGUAUUCAGGUAGGCAGGCGACGCGCGAAGGGGCUGUUGGGAAGGGUGUGUGCUGGGGAGCGCCUGGCAGUUCUUGUAUACUGUCAUGGCGGACAAACAUGGAAUUUAAUACAAAACGUUACCAUAUCGUCAUAUACUCUGUGUGUAAAACCUUAUUUUCUGACGAAGAGUCGAAUUGAACGCCAUUGGCAAAUAAUAAUACAUUUGUACAAGUUUGAUGACAUACAAAAUGCGCGAAAUAUGAGUAAAUUACAUGGCAAGUUAACCGUGCGAAUAUUUGGAAUAUGUCAUUCGGUAUUACAUGGAGAAUAAUAGAAUGCUAUCAGUAUAAAACAGUACAGUAACAGAGAAAUGAUUAGAAACUCAUAUAAUUGCUUUUGUAUUAAUAACUUCCUUAGCUGAAGGCUCGAUCAGUCGAUCAUAAUGCCAAUGGCAAUUGCCAAUUUCUAUUAAAUGUAUACUGUCAACAAAAGCCGAAGUAAAUAAAAGUUCACAGCCGUAAAGUUUGAAAUAUUUAUUACAACAGUGCAAUUUUAUAGUUUGUACCUUUAUAUAGUUAUAGCUUACAAAUAUAGUUCCUGCAAGUCUAGUUCUUCAACGCUUCGGUUGUUGACAUGUUAAUAUUGGAAUUUCCAUGGACUGUAAAUAAGGCAUAUGUCAUAUAUACCACGAAUAACAGCAUGAAUUCACGCCCAGAUGGCAGAAGAAUAUUAACAUUAGUCAAUUCAACAAAAACAAGUAGCAAAAAAUCGUAAACGAGAACAAAAUAUCACAACUUGCAACAAAUCGUACAAAGUUGCAAGAAAUCGACCAAGAACUGCCAGGCGUCUCGCAUUUCAAGUGCACUCUUCCCACCAGCCCCUUCGCCAUCUCUCCCCACUACAAUACUUCAUGUAAACUCAUCAUAUGCGCAUCACUGGUUUUUUACAGAGACGCCUGGGUACGAGGCAGCGUCAGUUAUGCACAUUGCAUCUUUUGCAAAAUUCAUGUCGCCAGUUUUAUUUUGUUUGCGUGUAUGUCUGUUUGUAUACUUGUUUGUGUCCAUUAGUAGAUAGUCGGGGAAUUGACAAUUCCUAUUAUAGACUAAUUUUAAAACUAGGCAAAGAGAUGCAAAUAAAUCACCACAGCUAGACCAAAUGUGGUAGCAAUUUCCGCACGCAAUACAAAAGUAUACAAAAUUUGCGAACUUUGCAAGGGUACAUUUUCCGCAUUUUACAACAUUUCGCAACCAAACUUUGCAAUUUUACUAAUUUUAGUAUGCUCUUUCCGGGAACAUACGUUUUUUUGCCAAGUUAAAAAUUAGUCUAUAAUGGGAAUUGUGUAUUAGUGAUGGUAUGAAUUUGUAGGUUCCGAACAUAUUCUUACGAAUUUAUUGAAGAGGAUUUUAAUUCGCUAUUAAGGGGAGCUUCACCUCCAGAUUUGGUCGAAUGGAGAGCAAAACUCAAAAUUUGGAAAACAUCACUUUUAGUCGUUGAAAUUUUAACUGUCCUACUAUGUGAACUACCCCACUAACAUUUCUUAUUACUGCUGUGAUGAGAACCCCCCCCCCAAUCUGUCGAGUGAUUGAGUUUAAAAUGGUUUCAUUUCAAAAGACUUCUUUAAUCCAGACAAAUGUAAUUCAUAACACUGCAAUCGUGGAUUACAAACUGAAAAAUCUACCAGAAUAAAAAACACACAUUCCAUAAUCCCGACAUGUCGUAUGAAGCGGAGACGCACUACAGGCGUAGUUUCUCGUGAAAUAGAAUGGUUUCUCGUGAAAUUUGGAUAAAACAAGCACUCUGCACUCGUGAGGUCACUCAAAUAGACCUCAAAUUUGAUGCUUUUUGAAAAACUCACUCGUGCAUUUUGAAAAACUCACUCGUGCACCCGAUCUAGGACGACCUCUUAAAAGCCUGAAUUCAUAUCAAACUUUCGCAAUACUAUCACGAACAUUUGAGUCAACUUGUGUCCAGUGCCCCGCGCACAGUGAAUGACGCGCAACAUGACACUUAAUAUAUGUAAACAAGAUGGCGCAAAGACCUAAGCGAGCUUUGUCUCAGCCCUGGUGUCAGCCGAUACUUUUUCCCGAAGAGUACAGUGAUUACACUCCGAGGCCUUCGACCAAAUUCUCCAAAAAGUCCGCAAAGGAUAAUAAUCUUAAUUAACAAAUCCAGCUUAUCAGUUUCAAGUUCAUUAUAGUAUAUAGUUACACUAUAUGACGAGUUUUUCCAUGUAUUUAAAAGCCGUUUGACUGGGUUUCCACCUUUGGCACGUUUGAAAGCAGCGUGAAGAGAAAUGAUAGUUUGACCUGAAUGCUUGAACUAAGCGUCUGCUAAGCGUGACACUCCGUAUGCCACUAUGCAGAAGCAUGUUUAAUAUUGACAAUACAUGGCUAACCAAGAUGAAGAGGCAUACGAAACGCAAAAUUUGGCCUUCCUGAAUAUUGUCGCUUGUAUUCUGUUGACAAUUUGUAAAUCAAGAAACCGCACGGUAUAAAUCAGAAAGAUACAAAAUAGUAAACAGAAUUUCCCAAAACCUCAAUUAAUAAAGACUACUGUACAACUCACUUGCUUAUUUGGUGCACAAACGAAGGCAGAGACUGACUCUGAAUCAGAGAUUCCCCUUCUAUAUCAUCGGCUGCAGCAACAACCACUUGAAUACAUAAUGAGCAGCCAAACAAUAUUUAAACCCACAUCUUUGCGCACAUUUUGCCCUUCCAAAAUCUUCGAAAAUAUGCAUAAAUUUACUAUCAAAAUACGCGGAAUUUUACGAAGAUUCAUAAUAUGGCGCUACCUUAGAGCAUAGACCUGCGCAGUACGUUCUAGAGCCAGUUUUCUUCGAUAGACCGCGCGCGCGGCUCGUUUCUCUAUAUAGAUUUUGACAAUUCGCGCAUAUUUGAGCGAAAAGUGCCCUACGAAAUAAGAAUUAUUUUUAAACGAAAGUUCAUUCAAAAUGUGUCCCAGAACAUAAACUUUCCAUUACUGGAGCUACCUAAUCACGAAUGUAAGAGUACAAGAAGCGCAGGCGAAAAAACAUCAAAUUUUGCGGCAAAUUUGUAUUGCAAAAGUUGGAAAUAUGACACGCGAAAUAUGAGUAGACUUUUUAUUAACACUAAGUUUGAUAUGUGCGGCAUCUUUGCAAAUAUUUUGAUAAAAAUAUAGCAAAGAUUUACACAACAAUUACUGAUAUCUCACUAUAUAUGUAAUUGAGUCAAUGGCGUCACAUGGUUACAAACAAAAUGAAAUAUCCAAAACUAAGAAAACAAAAAUCUUCCAAACAAGUUACUAUACAGUUUUAAGAGCAUUUUCGUUGAAGAAAAUAAACAUUUUGACGCGAGUGCCACUUUAAGUAAGGGGUAAAACCGAACAAGCGGAAGAAGCUUCGAAGCACAGGAGUUUUCAAGCACGGGAAAUUGCUAAAUUUAGGUGAAUCACCUUGUCUCCAACCAACAGUAAGCAAGCAUAAUUCAAAAGUAAAGGCAGGUCAAGAUAUGACAGUUAAUCUGGUAUACUGUAGUGUGUCUUUAAAACGAGGUGCUAUUCAACUCACAGUAGGCAAUUAGCCUUUUUCACGGGGUACUAUCUCUCCUGCGUUUGAGAUUCUCCGCACCACGAAAUCAGGCCUUAAAGUAUCGGUCGGUCACGGUCAUUGUCCGACCCAUUCGUGAAAUUGUCCGACGUAGAGAGGAAACCACCGGACAUUCUGUCCGACCUAUAAGUGAAACUGAGGUUUAUUGUUUGCCCGACCUGAGUGUAUUGGUGUCCGACCGAACUGUAGCUUUUGUCCGACAUGUAAAUCAAAAUGUACCCUAGCCCAGGACUAGAGGCUUGUAUGUUAAAUGGGAAAUCAGAGUACUAUUGUAUAAAAGGUGAACUGGAAAUGUUGUUUUAACGUAGUCCAGCGCGGGGCGGCGAGCGAAGUGGUGAAGUGGAAAACGGGCUUAAGUUGUCGAAGUCCUUUUUAAUACUGCUGUUCUGGCAAGCAAGUUAAUUUUGGCUUGGAAAUAAGUAUGAAAGAAACAAAUUAUUUAAUAUCUUUACAACAUUUACCGUUUAUUCAUUUGUGUCAUUCAGACUUAUUUCCGAGCCAAAACUGAACUGAAGGUCAUCGGACAUAUGUCCGACCCAAACCCUACAUCGGACAUAUGUCCGACCGCAACACUGUAAAAUAUAUUUUAAGGCCUGGAAAUACGACUUUUUGGUAUUGUAUAUAGUUCUUUGUAUAAUUGUAAAUUUACAGUUACAACUUAAAAAGACGCUUUUCACGUUGUUUGAAUUGUCUAACCCAACCCUAGUUUUAACACCAUCUGACUGUUUUAUCUUUUAACCUACUUUUAAUUAUACCUCAAACUAUUAUGUGUUCCUUACACGAAGUAGUGACUUGACAAACCACAAAAAACCUGCAAAUUUGUUCCAUGGGAUAUAACUUCAUGUCACGCUGUUUUGUGUGAAUGAGGGUAAGGAUUAUGGUCAGCAUUCAUUAACAGCGACACAUGAAUCUAUAACACAUUUUGAAUUUAUAAAUCUUUUUGUAUCGUGCUAUAGCACAAAUAACCCAUAGACUUCUUAACUGCUUCCCAUGCAGCCUAUAGGAAUUCCCAAGUGUUUCUCUUCAAGGAGUGAUGUUACGGCAAUGUAGAGGAAAAGUUAUGCUUCGCAUAAAUGGCGUAUUAAUUGGCAGACUACAUGUCGGCCAUCCCUAAACAACUUCUAUUUUUUGUAUUCAGGCCAGAAUUCUCAACUACCAUCACGAUUGGCAUAUUGUUGUGUUCGUUUGCCAUAAACAUGGAAGAGGCAACACCUUCACGACGUAUGGAACUCCAGGAAUUGGGGAGGAAUUUAUUGGCACAGAAGAAAACCCUACAGCAACUGGAAAUGCUGUUUUUGAUGUAUUUCGUAAUUACACCAAACGUAUGUUGUUGUUUUUUUAAUAAAUAGCGUUUUGAUAUGGUAACAGAUUACAGCAAAGUAACGACUACUAAAUAGACAAAUUAGAUUUCGUCCAUGCAUGGUCAGGAAUGCCGAUAAAACUGUGUAAAAAGAUUUUGUUGACGCACACAACCACUUACACAAAAAAAUUAUAUUUAAAUCUUGCACAUGUAUUUGGAAUAUUGUUCAUGAAUAGUUUGAAUUUUUAGAGCAAUUGAGUAAAGAGGAAAAUAAUUCUACUGGCAUGGCAGCAGAAGCAACGACCAUUGUGGGACAAACUGGCACACACGGCACUUCAGAUAACGACGAUCCGUCGUCAAAAACACCUUCCGUAACUAGUCAAGUCCCCAAAGCACCUGAAACCACAAUCUCCUCUUUACCAUUGGUCCCACCUCAACACUGUGUCAGUCCGACUCACCCUCCAUCUUCAUCAUGUAAUCCACUUUCCAUAACUAGUCAAACCGCCAAAGUACCUCAAUCCACAGUUUCGUCUUCACCCUCGGAUCCACCUCAACAUAUCAAUUCUGCAAACCCUCCAUGUUCAUCGUCGUCAAUAUCCACCGUGGUACAAUCCUCCAUAACGACCAAACCUGCAAUUGCUGAAAGCACGCCUGCAC
Messenger RNA from Paramuricea clavata, 5772 nucleotides. NCBI's taxonomy places the organism in Eukaryota, Metazoa, Cnidaria, Anthozoa, Malacalcyonacea, Plexauridae. The record is from the annotation of a GenBank genome assembly.